Mya arenaria is the source of this 531-nucleotide messenger RNA. RefSeq lists its product as uncharacterized. The transcript is spliced from 3 exons. The coding region runs from base 99 to 506 and encodes 135 amino acids. The record is from RefSeq and is a predicted model, not a curated record. NCBI's taxonomy places the organism in Eukaryota, Metazoa, Mollusca, Bivalvia, Myida, Myidae.
UCAGGACGCCGAUGAAAUAAAUUGUUUCAAAAUACGUACUUGAACAACAGUUUAACAAGACAACAAGAGUUUCAACGCAUUAUUUCAAUCGAAGUUGGAUGUGUAGAUAUACAUUUUGCAGAAUGAAGAGUUUCUUGUUAGUAACCACUUGUGUGGUUAUGCUGGCUGUAGCAGAGGCGACUGUGUGUAAGGUGAACAGCGAGUGUGCGAGCAGCCAGUGUUGUUACAUCAAGCCAGAGUUUGAGGUUGUCAGCAAAAAACGUCAGUCCCUUCUGCCACUCCCAGCAACAGGACAACACGACACAGGUGUCUGCGAAAACUACCGACCUGAACAUGACCUUUGCUCCCCGCUUGAAACGGCCAACGGUCACUGUGGGUGUUUAGUAGGAACAUCGUGCCAGUUUGUCCCAGCACCAUCUACAACGACGCUCACUUCACUGGUUCAGGGUCGCAAGCGUAAAAUCUACUAUCCAGGCCCCGGUUCUUACCAGUGUGUUGCUGCAUAAAUUUAAUGAUUAAAUUUUGAUAGUA